AUGAUCUUCAGCACACGAGAUGGGUCAAUCCCGGGGGCCUCAUGGGCGUGGAAAAAGCUGCUGCGGUUCGGUGUCGCCUUUCUGGUCAUCAUAGGAUUCAUCACUAUGCUAUGGCCGUCCGCGGAACCUAUCAAAUUGCCACUGACAACUGUUUCCAACAUCACCGUCUCUCCCGAUGUCGCCUGUGAACUGGACUACGAUCUGCUCAGCCGGCUCGAUGUUCUCAAAGUCGCCCAGUACACCCGCCGCGAAAUCGUGAUUGACGUGACGGACGAACCAGUACCAUACACCCGGCGGCUCGAGCAGCCGCUGUUGGGCGUGAAGAAGGGCACAGAGGGCGCCGCAGAUGGGUGCUCGAUACCCACCCCAGUCGCCCUCACAGUGCCCAGACCCCCGAAGAUGCCGGUCGCUUCACACAUCGACUUCGGAGUCGCGACCAGCGUCGAGAGAUUGAACGAGUCUCUCGAUGCGUUCGCGCACUGGGCGGGGUACACCAAAGCCCGCAUCUUUGCGCUGAUCGAGACCGACAGAUCAGACAACGGAAUCCGCGAUGUUAAGGCGAAGGCCGAAAACAUGGGUGUUGACCUGUUCAUCACCGAGUCCGACGACGACUACCUGCACCGAUACUUUGCCCUCAUCCCCCUUCUAGAAGCCAAUGCACGGGAAUCUACCCGCUGGGGCUGCGUCAUUGACGACGACACAUUCUUCCUCUCCAUGGCAAGCCUGGUCGAAGCGCUGGACAAGUACGACCACACCAAGUCCAUGUACAUCGGUGGACUAUCCGAGUCCAUCCCGCAGAUCGCGAAUUUCGGCAUGAUCGGAUUCGGAGGCGCAGGCGUCUUCCUAUCACGACCUCUGUUGAAAGAGAUCACCAACGUCUAUGACGAAUGCUCCGCCAUGGAUUUCACCGGUGACCGCCGCAUCGCCAUCUGCGUCUACCGCUACACCCAAACCCGCUUAACCGUCGACCAUCGUCUCCGCCAGCUCGACCUGAUGAACGACGCAUCGGGCUUCUUCGAAUCCGGCCGCGAGCCUCCCCUCACAGUCCAUCACUGGAAAUCCUGGUUCCACGCCGACAUGCCCAAACUUUCCGUCAUUGCGGAGUUGUGCGGUGACACCUGUCUCCUCCGCCAGUGGCACUUUGGCGACGGCUGGAUCCUAACCAACGGAUUCUCCGUCAUCAAGUACCACUACGAUCCCGAGGAGGGUAGUCUUGCGAUGGAGCAGACGUGGGAGGCCCACAAUGGAGCCAAUGACGAAUCCUACCUCCACGAGCUUGGUCCUCUCCGUCGCAAGGACGAGGACAAGAAGAGCUUCCGUCUUCAAGAUGCCGUGAUCGAAGAGAACGGCCGCGUCACGCAGUGGUAUGUGAUGCGGGACCCGAAGUCCGGGGAUGAAAUCUUGGAGCUCUCGUGGCGCAAGAGGUAA
Molecule: messenger RNA, 1428 nt
Organism: Penicillium brevicompactum
Lineage: Eukaryota; Fungi; Ascomycota; Eurotiomycetes; Eurotiales; Aspergillaceae
Product: glycosyltransferase family 31 protein
Exons: 1
Coding region: 1-1428 (475 amino acids)
Cellular component (GO): membrane
Molecular function (GO): acetylglucosaminyltransferase activity
Source: RefSeq, a predicted model, not a curated record